UGCAAGGCAACUAGUCGCGCAGACAUCACAGGCAUUAGCCUAUCACAUUUUCACUGAGUGACAGUGACACCAAGAGGAAACCAUCUGAAGAGUUACAACCUACUGCCAAACAGUCGUGUACGCAUUGGACCAUUUCAAACCACCAGCAGCAACUCAGACCUGUAUAGCCGCUGCUGGGACUCCGCACCGCAGACGCCUUCGGUGUCGGAAAAUGUGUCUUCUCACUCGGCUGACCUCCAGCCCAGACCAAAAGCCACCGGAGAGAGUGUGCAACUCCUGCCCAUGAGAUGCAUCUCCAAGCGGGGCGUCACAAGCGCAGACGACCUCCGUCGUGGAUAUGGACAAGGUUUGACCGGGUUUGGCUCGCUGCCAUGACGGUUGUGAUGUGGAUACAGAUGAGACCGCUCCAAGCAUUUCCGACCACUUCCCUCAGCCACUGUCAGACUCCUACCGGCUGGAACUGCUCUGAUUCAGAGGAGAGGGACUUCCAGUGUGACACAGACUCCUGUCAGUAUGAUGGGGAGUGUCGAAAGAUAGCAGAGACCAUGACCUGCGUCUGUGACUUUAAGUGUAGUGCAGAUUAUUCCCCGGUGUGUGGUUCCAACAAUCACAGGUAUCAGAAUGAGUGUUUUCUGAGACGGGAAGCCUGUCAGCUUCAGACGGAGAUACACACUGCAUCUCUGGGUCCUUGUCCUACAGACGCUGGUUCAGGAUCAGGUGAUGGUGGUGAAGGUGUUUCUCUCCCAGAGAGUUCUGGAGAGGCUGGUGUGGUACAGAGGGACUCGUCCUGUGAGAUGUGUCAGUUUGGAUCGGAGUGUGACGAAGACGCAGAAGAUGUAUGGUGUGUGUGUAACAUCGACUGUUCCCACAUCAGUUUCAACCCUGUGUGUGCUUCAGAUGGCCGUUCCUAUGACAACCCCUGUCAGGUAAAGGAGGCUUCGUGUCAGAGACAGGAGAGGAUCGAGGUCACACACCUGGGCCACUGCCACGGGAAGGGGCCGAGGGACCUGUACAUCCCCUGUCCUUCCCGCUACAGGAACUACUGUCUCCAUGGAGACUGUCAAUACCCUGACAACCUAGGCCCGCCCUCCUGUAGCUGUCAUGCAGGGUUCAGCGGGCCCCAGUGUGAGCAGAAGGACUACAACGUUCUGUUUGUGGUUCCAGGAUCUGGAAAGAUCCGCUAUGUUCUCAUCGCCUCCGUCAUCGGAGCGCUGCAGAUCACCAUUAUCACCCUGGUGGUGCUGUGUGUCACAAGGAAGAGCCCUGGGAAGAAGAGGAAGUCUGUCCAGAAGCAGAGUGGGGCUCUGUACGAUACAGACAGCACGCUCCGCACUGCUACUCUUCACAUCUGACACACCACAUUAACAGUUGAAGUCGGAAGUUUACAUACACCUUAGCCAAAUACAUUAAAACUCUGUUUUUCACAAUUCCUGACAUUUAAUCCCAGUAAAAGUUCCCUGUCUUAGGUCAGUUAGGAUCACCACUUUAUUUUAAGAAUGUGAAAUGUCAGAAUAAUAGUAGAGAAUUAUUUCUUUCAGCUUUUAUUUCUUUCAUCACAUUCCCAGCGGGUCAGAAGUUUACAUGUACUCAAUUAGUAUUUGGUAGCAUUGCCUUUAAAUUGUUUAACUUGGGUCAAACGUUUUGGGUAGCCUUCCACAAGCUUCCCCCAAUAAGUUGGGUGAAUUUUGGCCCUUCCUCCUGACAGAGCUGGUGUAACUGAGUCAGGUUUGUAGGCCUCCUUGCUCGCACAGGCUUUUUCAGUUCUGCCCAAAAAUGUUCUAUGGGAUUGAGGUCAGGGCUUUGUGAUGGCCACUCCAAUACCUUGACUUUGUUGUCCUUAAGACAUUUUGCCACAACUUUUGGAAGUAUGCUUGGGGUCAUUGUCCAUUUGGAAGACCCAUUUCCGACCAAGCUUUAACUUCCUGACUGAUGUCUUGAGAUGUUGCUUCAAUUUAUCCACAUAAUUUUCCCGCCUCAUGAUGCCAUCAAUUUUGUGAAGUGCACCAGUCCCUCCUGCAGCAAAGCAGCACCAGAACAUGAUGCUGCCACCCCCAUGCUUCACGGUUGCAGGACUGUUAGUACUGUAAUGUAAUAUCUAUAGGCUCAGAUGGACCUCCACAUGGAAACAUGAUGAUUAUGUUACCCUUUUUCAGUCUUGUGAAUAAAUCAUUUAUACCACC
Oncorhynchus keta (chum salmon) is the source of this 2180-nucleotide messenger RNA. It is a transcript of the gene tmeff2b, whose product is annotated as transmembrane protein with EGF-like and two follistatin-like domains 2b. Gene Ontology annotation, molecular function: protein binding. The transcript is spliced from 9 exons. NCBI's taxonomy places the organism in Eukaryota, Metazoa, Chordata, Actinopteri, Salmoniformes, Salmonidae. The record is from RefSeq and is a predicted model, not a curated record. The coding region runs from base 288 to 1352 and encodes 354 amino acids.